AUUCUCUACGGACUAAACACUUAGUGAAAUUCUGUGCGGGGAAAGUAGCUUUGCCUAUACAUUGGGUAUUUGAAGGGUAUAUAAGGGUGGUCUUUUCCCUCGACAUUGGCAUGAAGCACUUGAGCUACAUGCCCUGAUUAAAACCCAUUGCAUUCAAUAAACCAAUACAGACUCGGUUUUUCAUUGAAGGUCUAAUCAUGUCACACCUGGACGUCGAACCUGCUAUUCCCGUUGGCUCUACUGUUGUAGUGUCGGGGGCAAACGGGAACAUUGCAAGCCACAUCGUGGACCAACUUAUCAAAGCGGGCUACAUUGUUCGCGGUACCGUUCGCGACGUGAAAAAGAACAGCUGGUUAAUUGAUCACUUCUCUAAUAUCUACGGCCCCGGAAAAAUUGAGCUGGUUGAAGUACCAGAUAUGGCAGCCAGCGGUGGCUUUGACGAAGCUGUAAAGGGUGCCUCUGGAUUCAUUCACACAGCCACGCCAGUGAUGGAGAAUGCGGAUCCCAAUGCUGCGAUACCAGUUGUUAUUCAAGGGACCGUGGGCGCACUCCAGUCUGCUGCUAAAGAGCCUAAAAUGAAGCGCUUCAUUCUCACUUCCUCGUCCGGUGCCUGCACGGCUCCAAAGCCAGGAAAAGUCUUUACAAUCGACUCUAAUACUUGGAACGAAGAGGCCAUAAAUGCAGCGUGGGCGCCACCACCAUAUGAAGGGUUCGAACGUCUCUUGGACGUCUACUAUGCCAGUAAGACUCAAGGAGAAAAAGAGGCAUGGAAAUGGGUUCGCGAAAACAACCCAAAAUUUAUUCUCAACACUGUCUUGCCGAACGCGAACUUCGGCCCUGUUGUCGACAAACACCACCAGAAAUAUCACAGCACCUUGGGCUGGAUUCGUGCCCUCUGGAAUGGGUUUGAUGGUGAAGAAGGUGUGCGAAGCCAGCCGCCGCAAUACUACAUCAACAUUGUCGACGACGCCAUUGUUCAUGUUGCCGCGCUCUUGUACAAGGACGUGAACAAUGAGAGGCUCUUCACGUUCGCUUAUCCAUAUAAUUGGAAUGACAUCUUGGCCGCCUUUAGGAAGCUCUAUCCAAGCAAGAAAUUUAUAGACGAUAUUCCGAAUCUACCGCGCGAUAUGAGUAUCGUGACCAAUGGGCGGGCAGAAGACCUGCUUAAGCGGUUUGCUGGACAUGGUUGGACCAAUCUUGAAGAAACUAUUAAAAGUACUGUAGCAGACUAUUAAAUCAUCAAAUACUGAAUAGUUCUACUAGAGUAAUAGUUUCAGAAUAACGUUCGUUGCAAUCACAAAAUGUCCACUACUGAUACGUAAAUACUAUGUAGUGAGGAUAGGGAUCAACAAACGGCAGGCAUAAUGAAGCGCACCAUCGCAACAGCUUUUAUUAGCCAUUAUUUUC
Molecule: messenger RNA, 1407 nt
Organism: Trichoderma harzianum CBS 226.95
Lineage: Eukaryota; Fungi; Ascomycota; Sordariomycetes; Hypocreales; Hypocreaceae
Exons: 1
Coding region: 198-1235 (345 amino acids)
Biological process (GO): steroid biosynthetic process
Molecular function (GO): 3-beta-hydroxy-Delta5-steroid dehydrogenase (NAD+) activity
Source: RefSeq, a predicted model, not a curated record